CUACAAGUGAAAUAAAUUAAUAAUUAAUAAUAUAUAUAUAUAUUGAUAAGAGAGAUAAUUAAACAAGAAGGGACAGUAUUGAGACAAAAAUAUUUGUUUGGUGGAGAAGAAAAAAAACAAAUAAGAAUUUUUAAAAUAGGAGGGUAUAUUAUUGAAGAAGUAUAGGAUUAUAUAUAUAUAUAUAUAUAGAUAAGAAGAUAAAUAAAGAGAGAAAGAGAAGCCGGUAAUAGUUAUAAUACUUGGUGAUCCGCGCCAAGAAGAAGAGAGUUAUCGAUCGACCGAUUCGCGCGACCUCGUCGGCAUGCAACGUCAGAAGAGAACGGCUAAUCGCCUUUACUUUACGACAAUUCUACUCUGGUAAAAAAGAAAAAAAAAAAAACAAGAAAUAAAGACAAAGAGAAAGAAAUAGAGGGGGAUGUGGAAGGGAUAAAAGGGAAAGAAAGAAAGAAAGAAAUAAAGAAACAAGCGGCGAGAUAUUAGACAAAAUAUAAGAACUAAUAAUAAGAAAGAAGAAGAGGAGGAGGAAGAAGAAGAAAAAGAAGAAGAAGGAUAACAUAGUGAAUUGAUACGAGAUGACGGCAAUGUUGGUGUCUGUCGCAGAAUUGUCGAACAUUUUUUCUGUCCUUGCUGUACUGAUAUGUUUCUGCGGGGUCUUCUUAUUUAUUAUGAGGAACAUGAUAGUACUACGAGUUCAUGGGGACGAGCUUAUGUUUGGCAGCAGUGGCAGCGUCAUGGCACAUUCACCACGUAUUCCACAAAUGGAAAUGAUGAAGGUUCACAUUCCCUUCACCUUCAAACUUCACGAAAGCUUCAAGAGCACCUAUGCUGAAGUCGAGUGCGAAGUAUCCAGUCAAGUUGAGUACUCACUGCAAGCAAUGUGGGGUGUCAGCAUAAGGGAACUUCACUUGGCCCUUUGGAAACCCUGGAGCAAUCUCAGAGAAGCGUCCUUGAAUGGCACGCUUCUUCAAAGCCACGCUCAAUAUUUAACACCACCACAAACUAGACAAUCUCACGGAGAAGAAACAUUGAGAUUAUCGCUUCCGGCACCAGAAUUAGAACUGGGAACACCACCACGACUUUGUUAUCCGUUAGUAAUCUUUCUAACACGUAGAGAUAAUGGUGAUCCACAUCCCGAUGAAACUGUUGCUUUGGUGAAUGUCGUCCAUAUCAAGGAUAACGUAUGCACGUUACCAACUUCGAUACUGGCACAGUAUUUAAAACAAGCCAAUGGACAAUUAUCUUGCCUUAAGCAACUCUAUUUGGCAACCGGGAACUCAACGAAUUACGACGAGGGUGAAGUGUCAUCAGGAUUAGGGCCAGCAUUGGCAUUGGCCGAGCCCUGCAACAAUAAUGGAAGUUCAACGAGAGGUGCUUUAGUAGCAUCGGGGAAUAGUGAUUCAGAGGGUUCGUUUUGGAACACGGCUGGGGAACAACUAUGCGUUGUUUGUCAAUAUUUUCCGUUGUCACGUGCAUUGUUACCGUGCAGGCAUACAUGCAUAUGUGCAUCGUGUUUCUGUAAACUCGAUCGUUGUCCGAUGUGUCGUAGCCCAAUAAAAAGUUAUUUUUGUAUUCGCGGAGAAGAAUAUAUGCCAAUUGAGAAGGACUCUAAUUCGUGUUGCAAACAAAGACAACAGAGUCACGGGCCAACUCAUUGGCUUUACGAUUGGAACGACAGACUUACAGAUUUUCUCGGAUUUGCACGAUAGAUAUUUUCAAACGAAAUAUUAUUAUUAUAUCAUGAAACCCUCUGACCCUUCUUCUCAUUCUACAUUUGUUCCCCCUCAAGUCCCAUAAUCCUAAACCCAAUCCCCCCCCCCCCMCCUAUUAUUCUCUCACUUCGAAUUUUUCGAUUCAACUUUUUUAAUUAUUCUUAAAUGAUAUACAUAUAUAUAUAUAUAUAUAUGGUAUCUUCUUAUACUCGUACCAAUUCGAAUUAAGGAUUUACUGACAAGACAAGAUUAUUAUCCUAGUAUCCCAAGGUCGCUCAAAUUUAUCAUUCAGUGACUCCUCGGAUAUUUUACGUGAUUACUUUUAUAUAUACAUAUAUAUGUAUAUUGCGAACGUAUGAGUUAAAAAUUUGUCUUGAAAACAUGUUGGGAAGAAAAAGAUAAGAAUGAACGAGAAAAAGAGAGAGAGAGAGAGAGAGAGAGAGAGAAAGGAAGAAGUACGAUGUG
Polistes canadensis is the source of this 2174-nucleotide messenger RNA. RefSeq names its product cell growth regulator with RING finger domain protein 1-like. NCBI's taxonomy places the organism in Eukaryota, Metazoa, Arthropoda, Insecta, Hymenoptera, Vespidae. The transcript is spliced from 7 exons. Gene Ontology annotation, biological process: negative regulation of cell growth. The coding region runs from base 573 to 1706 and encodes 377 amino acids. The record is from RefSeq and is a predicted model, not a curated record.